Molecule: messenger RNA, 1596 nt
Organism: Mya arenaria
Lineage: Eukaryota; Metazoa; Mollusca; Bivalvia; Myida; Myidae
Product: amiloride-sensitive sodium channel subunit gamma-like
Exons: 3
Coding region: 1-1596 (531 amino acids)
Biological process (GO): sodium ion transmembrane transport
Cellular component (GO): membrane
Molecular function (GO): ligand-gated sodium channel activity
Source: RefSeq, a predicted model, not a curated record
AUGGGAAAGAAGACGUGGAUCCUACCAGUAGAAGUUGGAUGUAGAGGCUUUCAAUCACAAUCAGUGUGGAAAAUGCUGGGGGCUGUGGGGAUCAAGGAACGAGUCAGAAAGAUCGCAGUCCACGCUCUUGGGAGAGCUGCAGAGAGAGCGUCCAGCUCUGGCUACGACGCAGUGAACCAACUUGGAAGCCAACGUAGACGAGGAGCCGCAGCUGUGUUUAGUGUACAAAUGGUUGGUCUUUUCCGAGAAUAUUUCUCAUACCCAACAAAAACGUCAGUGAGCAUGCAGUUUUCACAGCUCGCAUUUCCAGCGCUGACGUUUUGCAACAUGAAUCAGAUUAGGCAGUCUUCGAACUGGUACGAGUAUCAGGAACUGUAUGAAAUAUAUCAGACAAGUUGGCAUCAAAACAUGGUGAAUAAUGCAAAUUUUACAAUUGACGACCUUAAAAGCUGGGGCAUGCCCGAAGAUGAUGCACAAGCAUUGCUCAUAGAUUUUCAGAAUGCACGGGAUAGUUAUGAGGCAUGGAAAUCCCGUAUACUGUUUCAGCUUAGAAACAUUUCAAAAGAGGAACGAUUCUCGAUUGGCCAUAAGGCCGACGUAUUCAUACAUUCAACUACAAUUGCAGGUUACUUCCUCGAAUCAAAGGCAUAUGAUGUCAUCCAAUCAGCUUCAUAUGGCAAUUGCUUCACUUUAGAUAGCUCCAGUAUGAUUGCACGAGGAACUGGCCAAAGCCAUGCAUUGUCGAUAGUAUUCAACAUUGAACGGUACGAAUAUUUCAAACAGUCCUCAUCCGCGUUUGGGGUCCGCAUGGUUUUGCAUGAAAAGGGAACACUUCCGUUGCCAGAGAGUGAGGGGUUGACUUUAAACACGGCGUUUGAAACAAACGUGGGAAUAAGACAAGUGAGCAUAGAACGUCUCGGUGGGCGUUAUGGGGAUUGUACAAAUGGAGAAAGCUUCGUUGAUAAAUACAACAGCAGCUACACUGUUCCAGUGUGUUACGUAGUUUGUGAAGCCGAGCACAUGGCAUCGGAGUGUGGAUGCAUACCGCUAAAUACUCCUGAGAGUAUACCGCUUGAUAUGCCAAUAUGUGACGUAGACGACAUUUCCGUACGAAAUUGCUCAACUGAAGUCAAAAAUUACAUUUACAAAGGGGAUCUUACGUGCGACUGCAAAACACCAUGUAAACAAACCGUCUAUACAACGACGCUUUCUGGACGUUCUUGGCCUCACGAUGAAUAUCUAAAGAACGUUAUCCUAGAAGAUAUUUGUGGACGCAACAAUUCAGCUUAUGAUGGCUAUUACAAGUACACUAAUAAAUUUUGUGAUAAACAGGCAAACGAUACACUCACUGCAGCCGAACUUGAAGAAAUUGCGGGCAAUUUUAUUUCAGUUAAUAUUUAUUUUGAAGACCUCAACUAUGAAAAGAUUUCGGAAGAAGCAUUGUACAACACGAUCCGUUUCCUUUCAGAUAUUGGAGGAGCAAUGGGCUUUUAUAUGGGAGCCUCUCUCCUCACUUACGUUGAGAUACUUCAGGUUAUCCCAGAAAUGAUUAUUCUCUUUUGCUCGAGAAAAAAAGCGUCUGUUAAUCCAAAGUAA